ACUCAGCUGCAGAUCGAGUUACGCAUUGGUUGUUGCGCACACGUCUUGUUGUCGCGGUACAGUCGUCCAGCAGUUUUAAAUGUUACGUACGUGGCUUUUCUUCAUGUCAGCCCUCGCGUGGAGCAGGGAUGCUGAAGCGCGGGCGAUUGGUGGGAGCCCAACUGUUGAGUUCGGAAAUUCCACCAUCUUACCCUGCAAACUACCACAGCUACAGAAUACAGAGAACCUCGAACAAAUUUCAUGGCAGAGAAAGACAAAAGGAAAGCCCCAGACAGACAAUUUCUUGACAAUCAAAUCCACUGGGGUUCAUUUUGUCAAUGGGAAUGAUCAGAGAUUUGAAUUUAUUGGGAGAUUUGCUGACCUAAAUGGAAGUCUCCAGUUAUUUAAUGUAAACCUAGACGAUGAGGGGAGCUACACGUGCAUCUUCUCCGUGUUCCCAACUGGAAGUAUCAAGGCCGAAAUAACUCUAAAAGUCAUUGUUUUGCCAUCCAUAAGCGUGAGGGAUGACAAGCCUACUCUGGGAGAUAAAGAUGUUCCUCUUGCAACCUGCGAGGCUGCUGUCGCCAAGCCGGCCCCAAAUGUGGAGUGGAGCACCAAUACUCUGAAAGAGAACGUGACCCAGCUCACCAAGCUGACUCCAAAUCCCAAUGGAACGUUCACCCGAGUGACCACGUUGUAUGGAAGACCUACCAAAGAAAUCUACGGCAGUUCGGUCGAGUGCGUCGUUAGCAGCGAUGCUCUGGUGGAAAAAAUAGAUUUCAAAAUACAGGUCUACUUUCAACCCGAGGAAGUGAGGAUCGAGAAAACGGAUGAGAACUCUUUUGACUGUUUGACUGAAGCUAACCCGCAAGCCACCUUUACAUGGAACAGAAAUGGACAGCCUUUACCUCCAUCUGUCAGUGCACGGGGUGCAUUGCUGCAGUUUACAAGCAUGACAGCUGAUUUAAGUGGCCUCUAUCAGUGUGAAGCAACUAAUGAGCAUGGCAGCAAGACAAAUUCCCUUUAUGUGCAUGUCACAGCAGUUGGGGGAAACGUUUGCUGGAUCUUGUUUGGGCUUCUUCUUUCCCUUACUCUCAUCGUUGCUGCUUAUUUGUGCUUUAAAAAGUCUGAGACAUUAUCAAGGUUUCCAUUCUUUAGCCAACGAAGGGAGCAGCAGGUUCCAACACAUUCACUAGAAGGCGAUUCACCUGAAGAACAGUUACCACAUACUCAAGACACAUCAAACUAAACCUCAGUUGAAGCAACAAGACCAAGCAACAAACGGGCUGCAGGAAUACAAAGCCGUCUCCAUUACUCUUGACCUGUCAGUCUAUGCAGUGGCUUAGUGUGCAGUUUGUGUUGUGUACACACACCUUGGUGUAUUUGGCAGAGUGAUCAUUCAAAAAUGGAUGUCAAAGGUAAAGUCAGAAACCCAUGUGCUCUUCACACAUCUUUCAUCACAUUGAUGCAAAAAUGGUUAAGUUUUACUGUAAUUCUCCUGAAGAAGCUGAGAAAGCAUUGUUUUACAUCACCGUGGGAUUGUACGCUUAAUCAGCUGAUUUUCACAUCUACUGACGGAGAAGGCAAAUGCAAGACUUGUUGAAUCUGUUUUGACCAAUAUUUGCUUCAACGUACAUCAGCUUCGGUUGCCCAACAACAGGAGAAAAUGGCACAGUUUUAAUUUAUUUGGUUUAUGAAGAAUGGCGUUUAUUUUUAUUCAUUUGUUCGAUGAAGAAUUCAUUGUCCUUUUACCCGUCAGCUACAACUUACACAUUUUCAAUUGUUCUAACAGGUUGUGUAGGUCCUGGUGAGCGUAGCAGGGCGGUUCAUCCUGAAUCAUCUUAUCAUCGUUUUGGAGAGGCAGCAGCUCUACCAGUUGCGCCACCGUGCUGCCUCAAUUUCCUCUAUUUUAAGAAAUAAGAAGAAACUUCAUACACAAUGGAAACAGUCACGCUAAUUAAAAUAGUCCAAAUGCUUGGGAUACUAUAAAAGUAUAACAAAGGCAACGUGGCAACGCAAGUGGUUAGAGCUGUCGCCUCUCAGUGAAAAGGUUGUAGGAUUGUCUUCUUGCCAGGAGCUUUUCUGUGUGGAGUUUUCUCCAGGCACUCCGGUUUCCUCCCACAGACUAAAAAUAUGCAUGUUAAACUAAGAAGUAAGUGGUAGUGUGAGUAGCUGUUUGUCUCUGUGGCCCUGUGGUAAACUGGAGAACUGUCCAGUAUACACCCUGCCUCUGAUUGCUGGACCAGCUGCUGCAAAAACAUGUUUCUUUAUUCUAAGAGAAAAACAUAAAACAAGGAGAUUCUAGCUAUAUUUAAGUAAAUUUAUUUGACAUUGGAGAAAUUUAAAUUCAUGUAUGCAUGGAUCUUUCUGUUCAGAAAACCCACAGCUCAAGCGAAUAACUUCCCAGAAAGAGUGGCUAGCUUUAUCUUUACACAAAGACAUAUAUGAAAAUGUGCAAUUAUCUGAUUGGUCUAAGAUGGAAAGUUUCAGGUUUUAGUCCCGCCCUUUCUUCGAUGGUGCUCAACAUUGGGCCAAGUCUUUUGGCACUGCAUGUCCUCAUCAGGAGUGGGCAGCACCCGCUCUUACUCUGUCUCCACUGGAUUUAACUAUUAUUAAUACAGGUUAAUCCCAUUGAGCCUCAGGGACUCAUUUACAAGAGAGACCUGAUUUUAA
Molecule: messenger RNA, 2652 nt
Organism: Nematolebias whitei (Rio pearlfish)
Lineage: Eukaryota; Metazoa; Chordata; Actinopteri; Cyprinodontiformes; Rivulidae
Product: nectin-1
Exons: 8
Coding region: 80-1228 (382 amino acids)
Biological process (GO): homophilic cell-cell adhesion; heterophilic cell-cell adhesion
Cellular component (GO): adherens junction
Source: RefSeq, a predicted model, not a curated record